AUGUCCGGGGACUCGGUACCAGGGCAACAACACCCCCUCCCUCCUCCGUCUAACCAGAAUGACUCCGAUGAGGAAGAAGUCCUGGAAGGGAACGCAUGCCAAGCGCCCCCUCGCAAGGCCUCCCUCGAACCCCAAAGUCCUGUCAAGAAUACUCCCAGAAAGACGUAUAGUUCCGCAAAGAAAUCAGUCGGCGCUGUGGCCUUGACGCCCCAAAGACGAGGUAGAAGCAGUGCUCCCUCAUCGGCGGCCAAGUCUACGACAAAGACUGCUGUCAAAGCGGCGUCCAAGGCGGCCCCGUCGCCAACGCCAAACCGUAAAAGGGUGGCCCCUGCGGAAGAGAUCAACUCUGAAGCUAGACUUACUCGGAGUGGAGCCAAAUCCGCUGCGACGCCCACAAAGUCAAAAGGCAAAAAGGCUCCCAGCAAGACACCGAUGUCGACUGUUCAGAGGGGCCGCAAUAGCCUCGCUGGGACGCCUACGCUCGCUUCGGGCCUCAGGGAUGGGUUGCCGACGCCUUCACCGGCUCUUCGUGCGUCUACCAGAAAGAGAGCGAGGGGAGAAGGUGUCUCGAAAGCUCUUACUUUCGGAGACGACGUUUUCGAUGACGAUGAAGAUGAAGAGAUUCGAGCCAAGAAACAAAAAGCGGAGGAAUAUACCCGAGAGCAAUUCUUGCAGAAUGAAAAACAACGAAAACUGAGAGAGGCGAGGAAUUAUCAGUUUACAGGGGAUAGCAAUGCUCCUCGUACGACUCGAAGUGGAAGGGCCAUCCGGGAUACGAGAGAUGAAGUGAUGGACGUAGAGGAAGAAGAGUUGGACGAGUAUGGAGGCAAGCCACAGGACGAAGAACCUCUCGCCCCAUCUGCUCCUCUCAUACCCGAGUUUGAGCUCUCCACUGCCCCCCUUGUCCCGACAUCCCCACCUCUCGCACUCUCACCCGCGCCUGAACCCGAGAUCAUCACAGGUGAACCCCUUCCCGACGACGCCGAGCCUGUCUUGAAGACCAUUCUCAACACUCUGAACUCGCGCGGUAUAACACAAGAUCCCCCACCUUUCCUGGACGAGGACAAGAACGAGGCAUUGCAGGGUAUCUAUAAUCUCAUCAAAGGUACCGUGGAUAGGGGCGAGGGCAAUAGUGCUCUGGUGGUUGGUCCUCGAGGAUCUGGAAAGACUAGGACCGUUGCUAGGGCUCUCAGCCUUCUCCCUUCUUCCGCUGCCAGAACAGCACCGAUAAUCGUCCGUCUGUCCGGCCUUGCCCAAACAACGGAUAGGCUGGCCAUCAGGGAGAUGGGCCGUCAGAUUGCUGAAGCGGAAGGACGAGUCAUGGAGGAAGAGGCUGUGGAUGAGGAUGAACGAGGAGACGAUGAAGAAUACGCGCCAACUACACUACCAUCUCACUUGCUCGCGCUGUUGACCGCGCCGUCACCUAGGGCGAUCAUCAUCCUCAUAGAAGAGUUUGACCUCUUCACAGAGCAUGCCCGUCAAGCUCUCUUAUAUUGUCUCUUUGAUGUCGUGCAAAGUGUCCGCUCCGGUCCCGUCGGCACCACUCCUCGAGGAUUGGCAGUCAUCGGCAUCACUCCCCGGCUCGACACCCUUCUUCUCCUUGAGAAGCGUGUCAAAUCCCGAUUCUCUCACCGUAUCUGGCGAGUCACUUCCCCUCUGGCCUCUGUUAUGCAAGGAGGCGUUGGAGGAGUCGGCAAUGGAACAGAGGGACAAGGUCGAGGCGGGUGGGAGGUGCUUCUGAAGAUGGCGUUGAUACCUUGGUAUCCCGAGAGCGUGUUGGAUGACCCGGAAGAGAAGUGGAGAGGCGACUGGGAGUAUGUCGUUAUUACUACAUUGGGCGAUGAGCGCAUCAGACGGUACUUUGAUCGAUUGGUCGGUUUGACGACCGACGUACGCGUAUUGUACCGCCCCUUCAUACUCCCUAUAACUCGCGUUAUAACGCGCUUGGACCAGAAGCUCGACUCCAAAAUCCUUGCCGACCAGAUAUUGGCCCAGGUCGAGACGUCUUCUUUCGGACUUCAAAACAAUAAGCUCCGUGGGCUCCCAACUCCUUGUCUGGGCAUAUUGAUCAUUGCCAAGCAUCUGGCUUUUGCGGGACGAGAGGAAUUCACCUACGCAAUGGUUGAGGAGGAGUACCUCAGGUUCGCGAGGACAAGACUUGUCGGUAUCGGAAAAGUCAGGUGGAGUGUAGGGGUCUUGCGGACUGCUUUCAGCAAUCUCGUACGCAUAGCCCUGCUCGCCCCGACUUCAUCAUCCACAACUGUGACAAACAAACAACAUCCUAAUUUCUUGAAAGUGCGGUGCACUCUCUCACCCAACGAGAUUGUAGAGUGGUUUACUGAGGCGGGCAAGGACAGUGUCGGUCCCGAGAUGGGCACUUGGGGAAGAACCUUGGGUGGGCAUGCUUGA
Molecule: messenger RNA, 2409 nt
Organism: Cryptococcus wingfieldii CBS 7118
Lineage: Eukaryota; Fungi; Basidiomycota; Tremellomycetes; Tremellales; Cryptococcaceae
Exons: 7
Coding region: 1-2409 (802 amino acids)
Biological process (GO): DNA replication initiation; DNA replication
Cellular component (GO): nucleus; nuclear origin of replication recognition complex
Molecular function (GO): DNA replication origin binding
Source: RefSeq, a predicted model, not a curated record